This is a messenger RNA of Aspergillus tanneri, 1368 nucleotides long. Its product is annotated as phosphatidylserine decarboxylase family protein. NCBI's taxonomy places the organism in Eukaryota, Fungi, Ascomycota, Eurotiomycetes, Eurotiales, Aspergillaceae. Gene Ontology annotation, cellular component: mitochondrion. The transcript has a single exon. Gene Ontology annotation, biological process: phosphatidylethanolamine biosynthetic process. The record is from RefSeq and is a predicted model, not a curated record. The coding region runs from base 1 to 1368 and encodes 455 amino acids. Gene Ontology annotation, molecular function: phosphatidylserine decarboxylase activity.
AUGGCAACAGGAAGCAUCCUCCAUGGUUAUGGCCGGUGGAUGCCAGAGGACUUCGGGCUUCGUCGAGCCUGGAUAUCAACGCUUCUUGACCAAACUGAUGGAUUGAUUCCUCCAACUCUGGGGGACAGACAACCAAACCCAGUUGAUGAGUUCCGACAGCUAAUUGAAAACGAUUCGACUUUAUACAUGCUUGCCAAUGCUAUGUUCGAGGAAAUCCCCACCAAAGCCCCCUAUGACAAAGACCCGACCACGCUCAAGAAACAAGUCCGAAACUACAAAACCAUGCUGUAUCUAUUCAAUACUCUCCUGACCAGGGUUCCCGAGUGGUUUGUGCAGAAUGGUGUACCGAGUGGUCUCAUUGGCUUUCCGUUCAAUAUCAUCGUGGACUGGCCUAUGGGUACGGUAAGUGGGCGCCAGUUCUUCCUGGAUCCUCGAGUCAACAAAUGUCUCGAGCGUAUCCUGAACAAGUGGGGUGAAUACCUCAAAAAUCGCAACGGAGGAAACCAAGCUCUGAUUAUAGCUGGGUGGAGCAAGCCCGAGGCAAUCAAGCAGUUGGAGAAUAAGGCAAACGAGGUCACAGGGAUUGCCAGGAAAUUCGAUCAGUUGUUCGAAUUCCCUGCCGGUGGCACUCCGCAAAACUUCUUCAACUAUGCCUGCUGGGAUGACUUCUUCACCCGCAAAUUCAAGACUGAUGUUCGCCCCUUAGAUCCGUCGGCAGUCGUCAAUGCCUGUGAAUCUUUCCCGCUGGCAUUUGACACGGAUGUCUCGAGACGUAACACCUUUUGGUUGAAGGGCACCCCAUACUCGCUCCGUGAUAUGCUCGGAGCCAAAGAAGACGGUGAGGUUGCAAACUAUGUUCAACGGUUUGUUGGUGGCGCCGUCUACCAAGCUUUCCUCAGUGCGGAUUCCUACCACUGCUGGCAUGCCCCCGUAAAAGGUGAGGUUGUAUAUCGAACCGUUCUCAAGGGAACGUACUAUGCCGAAACGGCAGCGGCGGGAUUUGGAGGUUCAAGUGGCCCUGAUCCAGCUGGUCCGGAUCUAUCCCAGCGGUAUAUCACCCAUGUGGCCACUCGGGGGGUUCUUAUCAUCAACACGGACGUCCAAGAUGGUGCAAAUAUCGGACUUGUGGCCUUUAUUCCAGUUGGCAUGUCCGAGGUAUCGACUUGUAAGUGGGAGGAUAGUCUUAUGGUGGGGACGGUUGUCGACAAGGGGGAUCUCGUGGGUGCUUUCCAUGGUGGUGGCUCUACUCAUUGCCUGGUCUUUGAAAGAAAAGCGGUGGAAAAGCUGCAGUUCAAUCCCAAGGCACAGUACCCCGAGAUAGCGUCGGUAAAUCUCGGAGUGAGAAGUGAAUUGGCUAAAGUUGUGUGA